This is a messenger RNA of Spirodela intermedia, 1113 nucleotides long. The record is from the annotation of a GenBank genome assembly. NCBI's taxonomy places the organism in Eukaryota, Viridiplantae, Streptophyta, Magnoliopsida, Alismatales, Araceae.
AUGGCUGGUGAUGAGGGGAGGGACGGGUGCUGUGUUCUGGGGAGGGUGAUGAGUCUCUCCGACAUGGUACUGGGGUUCUUUGAGAACGGGGAAGGAAACCCAGAGAGCUACCGCGACGGCGGCAGCGAUUCUGGUGACAUAGAGGGCGGCAGCAGCGACGAGGGAUCCGACGGUUUUGGCAGUAGCGUCGGCGCUGAGGAGCGCAAGGCCUUCUGGGAAUCACAGCACCAGGUCCUCCAGGUACAGUCCGAUCCGACCUAGGUUUUCACAUUGAUUCUUCUUCCUCUAUGGGCGAUGGCGUGCUGACGAAAGUUAUAUUUUUUUCUUGGUUCUUCAUCCAGGUUUUACUGUCUAGGAAUAGUUCCCUUGAGACGCAGAUACGCCGGGAGACGGAGGCCGCGAUACGGCAUCUGCGGUCAGAAGCUGGAGCAUGCUCCUGCUCGAGAAACGCCGCCAACGAGUGCCGGGAAUGCUUGUUGAGAGGGGUCACGGAACGCCUGAGGGAUGCCGGCUACAACAGCGCUGUCUGCAACUCCAAAUGGAGAACUUCUUCCAGCAUACCGAAGGGUACUCCUAUCGUCUCUCUCAUCAAUUUAUGUGCAGAUCAUUAAAAGGAGCAUUCUUUCUUUAUCCCGCAACGAACAAUCGACACUGACGACGAUCUGUUUCUUACCAGGCGAGCACACCUACAUCGACGUCGUCGAGGCGGCCGAUGGGACCAAGGGACCCGUCAGAGUGGUGAUCGAGGUCUGCUUCCGGGCGGAGUUUGAGAUGGCUAGGGCUAGUGAGGAGUACAGACGCCUCGUCUACCGCCUGCCGGAGGUGUUCGUAGGAAAGCCAGAGAAGCUGCGGGGGGUGAUCAAGACUGUCUGUGCCGCCGCAAAGAAAUGCAUGGAGGACAACAAGAUGCACAUGGCUCCAUGGAGGAAGUCCAAAUACAUGCAGGCUAAGUGGCUCACCCCCUGCGAGAGGGAACCGCCUAGAGCGGCGCUCUCCCCUACGGAGGCCGCCUUCUCCGCUAAUCGGCACCGCAAGCCACAGGCCUCCAUGCUAACCUUCGACCUUCUAGAUAAGCUACCUGGCCUACAUUGGCCAGCAGUGCGAGUACUGUGA